Phodopus roborovskii (desert hamster) is the source of this 789-nucleotide messenger RNA. RefSeq names its product proline-rich protein 23A3-like. Bases 1 to 789 code for a protein of 262 amino acids. The record is from RefSeq and is a predicted model, not a curated record. The transcript has a single exon. Lineage: Eukaryota; Metazoa; Chordata; Mammalia; Rodentia; Cricetidae.
AUGCGGGGAGCACGACCCCGAAGCCCAGGGGACUAUCUGCUGCAAGAUGGACUCAACCCCGCCAAGCGCCCCUGCCUCCGUGAGCCUGGCAGCCCGGAAAGGCUGGCACAGCCAGACGUGGAAGCCCCCAGCGGACCCGCCUGGGAAGAGCCCAACUCCAACUCCGUGGUGGUGGUGCCCACUGGCUGUGCUCUGAAACUCCACCUGGAAGCCAUCGACCUGCUCCUGGAACCCAACCCCACCUCGAUCAGCCAAGUAUCCCUUUCUGGAUGCACCAUCACCCUGGUUCCAGAGGACCUGCUGGAGCCCGCCCAGCCUGGACAGCUUUGGGUCUUUCCCUGCAGCCCACAGGAGGCGGCUGUGCUGGACAUUCCCCCAGAAUGCCUAGUCCUCCUGCAGCACGGUUCCGCCAGUGCUCCUGGAUCACACAUCCAAGGGGCGGGAAACUUCUCUCAGCCAGGUGAGGUCUCUCAGGAAGACUCCAUGAUGUUAUGGGUGCAUGCUCCGUCUGACACGGAUCCAGGGCUCUUUGACCCCUUCACUGUGAUGCUCAGCCCCUUGUUGGACAGCCAAGUACCUUGGCCCUGGACGCCAUCCCCUCCUCCGAGUGCAGGGAGGGAUGAUCCCUGGUGCAACUGGACCCUCAGCGAGAGCAUGCUGGAGCCUCUGCCCAGCUCCCCACUGCAGCCUCUCCCCCCAUCUCCUGCAACAAGUCCUCAAGGCCAGUGCCCGCUGAGUCAUCAGAAGCCUCCACGCUCUCCCUGCAAGGCCAGGAAGCGCCUCUUCUAG